Molecule: messenger RNA, 2568 nt
Organism: Bipolaris victoriae FI3
Lineage: Eukaryota; Fungi; Ascomycota; Dothideomycetes; Pleosporales; Pleosporaceae
Exons: 2
Coding region: 1-2568 (855 amino acids)
Source: RefSeq, a predicted model, not a curated record
AUGAGCCGGAACCAAUCUAUCUGGUGUCCGUCAGGCGGAGAAUGGUACGGUUGUUCAACAGGGACGUUCUUCGCCGGUUGCUGCGCAGUCAAUCCAUGUAGCGUUACAUGUCCGCAACAACAUCUCUAUCCUGUCCAUUUCGAUGCAGCGAUCUUUGGCACUUUCCCAGACCUCUCCUGUGGAUCGAGUGCCAAUUUCUAUACAUGCUCCGGUGAAAAAACCUUCUUUGGGUGCUGCAAAAGCAACCCCUGUGCUUCAGACGAUUGCCCUCAUGGCGGUUUGGCCCCUGCAUUCAUGGAACGACCGGAGCAAAUUGAGCUCUUCGGAGAUCCAGCAAUUAACAACAUAGGCGUUGCGCCAAUCACCACCUCGUCGGUAGCGCUCGCCCGCGAACCCGCAACGACAUCCAUCCCGGUAUAUGACGGUUUCGGAUCCGGCACUUCGACACGGAUCAUAUCGCCUAGCGUCUCCAUAACAGCUAUGGUGUCCUUGUGUGUUUUCAUUGCCAUUUGGCUUGGUUGGAGAAAGUUGUCUUCUCGUGAUGGGCACAUCUAUGCGUCGGUAGAGCCUACACAAUUAUCUAUGGAUGCUAUAGAUCCGGUGCAACCCGAUACUAGUAUUUCAUCCAUCAACACGUCUGUGGCUCCAGAGAAGGAUGAUCUUCAACGACUAAGCUCAGCGUCUCUACUUGCUCUUCUUACAAGCUCCCUAGCUGUGCUCGCCAUGUGCUCCUUCUUGUUAUUCUUAUGGUUUGGCGAUAGCCGGAACAAAACUUGGUCCCAUAUAAUGGUUCAAGGUUGGGCUACGCGAUGUGUAGCCGUGACAGCCCUCGUGCUAAGGACGUCUGUGGACAUACAGGCUACCGUCGCUUGCGCUAUCCUUGCUUCCCUGCUGUUGGAAUCCAAAUCUGGAAUACAUGUGUUUCACACAGCCAGAAUAUCAGCCAUGCGGACUGGUAGUACGAGCCCUUGGGCAUUUAUUCGUUGCGUAUUGGAAGAGUUCUGGAGAUCAACGACACAAUCCCGACACAAUUAUCAUGUGUAUGCCAUGGCAAUUUGUUUGUUGAUUACGACCACUGUUGUUCAGUUCUCUUCAACUCUAUUACUGUCAGAUCUCAAGCAAGGUCCGCUAAUUGGUGCUGUCACUCCUGCCGAGGUACUCCCUAGCUUAUCUUAUCCCGUCAGAGGUAUAGAGAGGAUAGCUCGUGACUCAGCAUGGACUACGAAUCCGCCCAACUAUGCAACAUUCGGCGAGUAUCACGAGCUGCCUGAAGAGCCUACAGAUGGGGUCGUUGAUACCGGAAUGUUGUUGCGGGCCUUUCUGCCAUAUGCAGCCACCGAGUUGCGUCAGGCCUUAGCAACGUACACGGGAAACGCGUUGACAAUUGAUGCCAGAGUUACUUGCCAAGCACCCUUAAUCACAGAAUUUGACGGUCAAGGACUUAAUGGACAGAUCAAAGGCGUAGUAUCACCUUCCAAAAACGCAACAGGAUUGCAGUCCAUCCAACCGACGCCUUUCGACUGUACAGUAGCUGGGCAGGAUGAAACUACGAUAUGCCAGCUAGGUCUAUCCGACAAUGUUUUCAUGGGCUCUUUCAAAAGUCAAUUUGAAAACUCUAACGCAUUUGGAACCACAUUUCUCGUCAUUAAUGGCUCAAGGAGUAACGGCGAAGAAGAAAUGUGGCGGACUUUUUCUUUUCCAAAGACGAACAAAACUGUAGAACCUUUCAUCUCCCUUACGCUGUGUUUUGCACCAUGGGAUGCUGCGAUUCUUAAUGUUGAGAUUCACAGUAAAGUCAAUAGGACCGAACCGAUGCUCCGAUACUGGAAAGGCUUCAAGCCGUCAGAGGUGCUGGCCCACUUGAUACCUGCGACGAAAAAUCCAAGGCGACAAAUCAUGGAAUUGGAAAAGCCUCACAGCUUUUUAGGAGAUUUACCACCUCCAUAUCGACGUCCGGUCGUACAAAGCGACAUGGGCGGCAGCUCGGCAGCAGUUAAGGGAACGAAUGUACCGUUGCCGGGGAACUGGUCAGUCUUUCUCACGGGUAGACCUGUAGUAACGCACCUUCGUAACUUUGAGUCGCUUCCCACACAAAUCAUUUCAGCAGAUCCUGCUCUUGCUGCCAUCUUUACCGGCGCAAUUGAAGCUGGCUUCUCAGUCGAGUGGGCGCUGUCUUCUCUCAUCACUGUCCUUUCCAUGACCAACUACUACAGUCAACAGGCUGCAUUUGACCGUGUCGAUACUGUCGAUGUUUCUUUCUUCGAAAACGUUCUAUAUCCGCGCAGUCAUGUCGGUCUCACCAUCAUCAUGUGGACCCUUUUUACGCAUUUUGCUCUUCUAGCAUUGCUGGUCGUCUUGUUUAUUACAAAAACCAAGUUGACAAUCGUUGGAAAUGUCUGGUUCGCAUUUGCGCAGGUUGCUGAAUCGCAGGGUGUUAAGGAUUAUAUCGCUAGGGCAAGCCUAACAGAGGACUCUACGAUGUUGAAUGAGGUGCACAACAGUGAGAAGACAAACGUCCGGGCUAGGCUUACACGACGUGGGAACGAUGCUGAGAUUGUAGUAGAAUAG